Messenger RNA from Myotis davidii, 1150 nucleotides. It is a transcript of the gene HTRA4, whose product is annotated as HtrA serine peptidase 4. Lineage: Eukaryota; Metazoa; Chordata; Mammalia; Chiroptera; Vespertilionidae. Gene Ontology annotation, biological process: programmed cell death; positive regulation of apoptotic process; proteolysis. The transcript is spliced from 9 exons. Gene Ontology annotation, molecular function: protein binding; serine-type endopeptidase activity. Bases 1 to 1017 code for a protein of 338 amino acids. The record is from RefSeq and is a predicted model, not a curated record.
AUGGAGGCGAGGGUCCCAUCGCCCCCAGUAACGGAGCAUUGCUUCACAGGGACCAGAAGCGCAGGCUGGCUCAGGAGCAACUACAACUUCAUCGCAGAGGUGGUGGAGAAGGUGGCGCCAUCUGUGGUUCACUUGCAGCUCUUUCGGAGGUCACCUCUCAACGGCAAGGAUAUUCCUGUAUCCAGUGGCUCGGGGUUCAUAGUGUCUGAGGAUGGGCUCAUCGUUACCAAUGCCCACGUCCUCACCAACCGGCAGCGAAUCCAGGCGGAGCUCCAGAGUGGGGUCCAGUAUGAAGCCACUGUCAAGGACAUUGACCAUAAACUGGAUCUUGCACUGAUUAAGAUCGAGCCAAAAACUGACCUUCCUGUAUUGCUGCUGGGAAAGUCAUCUGACCUGCGGGCCGGAGAGUUUGUGGUGGCCUUGGGCAGCCCAUUUUCUCUGCAGAACACAGUGACUGCAGGAAUUGUCAGCACUACACAGCGAGGGGGCAAAGAACUGGGGCUGGAGGAUUCAGACAUGGACUAUAUCCAGACUGAUGCCAUAAUAAAUCACGGAAAUUCUGGGGGGCCUCUGGUGAACUUGGAUGGCGAUGUGAUUGGCAUAAAUACACUGAAGGUGACCGCGGGAAUCUCCUUUGCAAUCCCCUCUGAUCGAAUUCGAGAGUUCUUGGCGGAAUUCCAUGAGCGCCAGUUGAAAGGAAAGGCUCUUGCACAAAGGAAAUAUCUGGGUCUGCGAAUGCUGCCCCUCACUAUGAACCUUCUUCGAGAAAUGAAAAGGCAAGAUCCAGAUUUCCCCGUUGUGAGUUCUGGGGUUUUUGUAUAUGAGGUGAUUCAGGGAACAGCUGCUGAAAGCUCUGGGUUGAGAGACCACGAUGUAAUUGUCAGCAUAAAUGGGCAACCUGUUACUACCACAGCCGAUGUUGCUGAAGCUGUUAAGGACAACGAUUCCCUUUCCAUGAUGGUUCGUCGGGGAAGUCAAACUCUGAUCCUGACAAUCACACCUGAAAUAAUUGAUUAAGUAUCUUGAUUUAAAGAUAAAUUAUCUAACAAAACCAAAGUUAUAUUACCUGGUUUGUAUUGAAGAUGUGCCAAAGAUGGCUAGGAGUUUUAAGAUCUUUCUUAUAAAGGAAAAUGAAUGCUUAAGUACGAGU